This is a messenger RNA of Thermothielavioides terrestris NRRL 8126, 3210 nucleotides long. RefSeq lists its product as uncharacterized. Gene Ontology annotation, molecular function: GTPase activator activity. Gene Ontology annotation, cellular component: mitotic spindle pole body; SIN/MEN two-component GAP complex. The record is from RefSeq and is a predicted model, not a curated record. The transcript has 3 exons. NCBI's taxonomy places the organism in Eukaryota, Fungi, Ascomycota, Sordariomycetes, Sordariales, Chaetomiaceae. Gene Ontology annotation, biological process: regulation of Ras protein signal transduction; mitotic spindle orientation checkpoint signaling. The coding region runs from base 156 to 3197 and encodes 1013 amino acids.
ACAUUGCACUCUCGAGCUGGACACAGUGAAUCGAUCACUGGCCUAAGAACGGAACCCUUUGCACCACGUCCCGCCGAACGUGUCUUCGCGACCACGAGCCUGUUUGCGCGUUCCGAAUCUAGCCACGCCUCUUCUCACCGCAGGCAACAUCGACCAUGGAUUCCACUUUGCGUCUCAAAGCCCGCCCACCCGUGGAGGAUGAGAUUGAAAACUGGGAUGAUGACGACUUCUUGAUUGAUGGUGACGACCUUGCCUUCCCCUCUCUCACGAACUCGGCCAACAUUUCAUCCAAUCGUCGCGAUUCCCAAUCCUCGUUCCGGUCCGAUUUUGAGUCCGUUCAUGGGGAGGAAGAAAAGCAGGUUCACCUGCCAGGAAAUGACGAGAAGUCGACUCUCGAUGCCAUAGCCGCUGCCGCAAAAGCUGGAAUUCCGAUUCCCAAGAAUGUCCCGCCCUCGGCUCUGAUGGGAGGCACGAUCAAGCGGCUGGGAGGCAGGAAGAUCAAAAAGAUUAUCCAGGAGGAUUGGGUUGACGACCUUGAGUUUCCCGAUACCGGCCAGUCCUUGCAGAUCAAGACCCGGGACGGCGCCCAGUUUCCCGAGGUCCUGCGACAAGUCAGUAAUUCGGCACAACCGAGCCCAUCGAAGCCCCCGAAAGACGCUUCCAUGCCGGUUCCGGAGGAGCAAAAGGAUGCGAAGUCAGCUUCUUCGAGUUUCAUUGACCUAGAACGCUUUCGUGAUGCCGAUGACGAUGACGAUUUUUUCGGAGACGGCGCUGAGACUAUCAAGGUGUCUAAGAAACGCGUGCCGCCGAAGCCUCUUUCCCUGAUCACAUCAUCGCCGACUCCCCGCAAACCGGUCAACGAUGAAGAUGAUUUUGAGAAGGACUUGGAGCUCCCCGAGGAUGGCAGGCUGAAACUUUCUGCUCGGAGGGACAUCCCUAAGACACCAACUCUCACCACGCUCGUGGACGACCUCGAUUGGGCCGAAGGCAGCCUUGGAACCAGAUUUGGCGGCACUCGGCGCGAUGCGCAGUCCACCCGGAGCUCAUCCGUCUCUGCGUUCAGUCCCAGUAUCUCGAGCUCAAUCACCGCAGAGAGCGAGGAUGAAACAUUUGACGGCCUAAUUAUUCCCAGCGGUCCGAUUGAUUUUGGAGAACGCCUGAAGCGCCGUCGCCAAAGCCGAUCUCCCGCGCGCAUCCUAGAAAAGCCCAUCAUGGAAGAACCAGCGAAAGAGGAGCUAGUCAAGCCGAAGUCCGCUAAAGAGGAGAGAGACGAGGAGAAAGAGGAUUUUUUGGCAGGCCUCGAGAUUGGCGAUGGGGAGGUUUUUGACUCGAGAAAACUGACACUACACCGCAACAUUCAGGUCAAGGCCACCAGACCCUCCAGCCCAUCGCGACCCAAAGCAUCGGUGGCUCUCAAAUUCACAAACAAGCCGGUCACAGCUUCCCGUCUUCCUCGGCCGAUGAGUUCGAUGAAUACAAUGGGUUCGAUGGGCUCAAUGGUGAGCCACGAGCGAUCUCACACGCAAUCCUCACUGGAACCAGUCUCCGAGAGCGGUGGUCCCAUUCCUCGCGCCCAAUCUAGACGGUCUCUGUCUCGCAUCGGCCAUUCGGCGCACUCCUCGGUGACGAGCGUGAGCAGUGCCACGACUCCCCCAACUCCCUCAUCAACCCAGACCGUCACCCCAUCCACGCCGCGAAGAAGGGAGCUUGGGCAAAUGACGUCGACAACAUCGCUCAGGGAGCCAACGACCACAAGUGCCCAGUUGCUUCGGCUCAAGCGGUCAAUGCCGUCGAUGCACGCGCAGCAGUCCCCCGCGCGGCCCCCUCCCCCGCCGACUCGGACGUACGAGCGUCCUCCGUCGCGCACCGAACCGCCGAGCAGGACGGCCCACUCAGUGCGGCCCAAGACCCCUGUAGAGCGAAUGCGGUCUUCCGAGAGCGCUGCGGCGUUGGCCCGCAAGGCACCGGUUCCAUUCUUGCCUGCCGGGGCGUCGGCGGCUCAGUCGCAUAACAUCAACGCUAAAGGCUCUCGGACCUUCCGCCGCCACGAUUCGGACACCAGCAUCGAGUUCCGGCCCCACUCGCGAGCUGUGUCUCGGUCCACGAUACGAUCGCCUAGUCCGCGCAGGUAUCGGCCGACAGAAAAGGUCACCCCGGACGGCGCCUGGGGCAAGCUCAGUAUGCCCCGGCGCGUGCGGAACUUUGGUGAUGGUCACGAGUUGGACGCCUUCGAUGACCUGCCCACAUCCAGCCAGGCGGAAGCGAAGUUUUUGAAGCAGCCGGUCAGCGCCAAAUCCCAGACGCGGAUCAAGAAUCACCAGAACGUCGUCUCCGACCGCACUGUUACUCCAUCUCCCAGCACGCCGUACUCUUCUCGGGCCGAUUAUGUGCCGAGUUUUGCUCGCGAUACCGCCGCAAGCCGGAUCGCCCGGGAAACGGUUCUGGCACAACGCAACCCGUCAGGAGUGCUCGCGCCGCUCACAGCCCAGCGUGUCGCUCAGCUUUCAAGGGGCAACUUGAAUGCGCAAGCUCAGUCCUCGGCAUCGACACUGAAAGCCAAGAAGAUACGAAGAUCUCCGCAGUCGAAGCCGCACUUGAUAUCAAAUCUGAAUCCCCCCAGAGACCCAAAGAUGGUCAAGGGCAUGUGGUACAACCCGGAGACCUUCCGCUGGGAAGGCAAUGACAAUGCUCUCAGCGCGUUUGACGUUCCGGCUUCCUCCCCAUCUACCGCAUCUGUGCCCCCUCACCUCAUACGCGACCAGAAUGCGACACCUCGUCCAGCUCUGAUUACCAACAUCGGCGCCACCAAGGGCGUCCAAGUUGUGGGCGGCAUGGUCUUUGACCCGCAGAACAUGUGCUGGCUCAAGCUGGGUCCGCCGAGCAAAUCGGGGGAAAGCGAUCCUCUGGAUGGUUUUAACGCCAUCGAGGACGAGGAAGACGUGUUCAAAGACAUCCCGGACCUCGAAGAGCGCACCAUGGCAUCCAGCGACGGCGGUAAUGCCCGUGUCAGCGACAUCAAUCAAGAGUGGCCCGUGGGCGAGGAGUUUGACGUCGGCCCAGAGUUUGUGCGCCGGCAGCGGGAGGAAGAGGAGCGGUGGAGAAAGAAAUGCCAUGUCUGGAUUGACAGCCAGGUCGACCGUGGCGACGCCUGGAAAUGGGCCAUCCGAGACAUUGUCAGCCAGAGCUUGGCUGAGUGAGGCGGCACGGGGG